UUUUUCUUUUCAGUAUUGCGAUGCCCUUUAUUAUCUCUAUCGCCAUACGAUAUUAGUUCUUAAUUGAUGGUGCAUCAGAGUCUAGUGUAUCGCACAAUGCAAAUAUAUCCGGUUAUGAAAAUCUUCAGUUUCCGAGACUGAGAAUUCAUACUAUUCUUAAAAUAACAACCGUUGUAGACUUUAGUCAGGCAGUAGCUGGAAGCAGGCGACUGAGAUGAAUGGAAUACCACUCCGUAUCGUAGAUCCGCAUCCUUCGAGUAUUCCUGUAUGCUUGUUUUCUUCGGCAUGCUUAGUAGAAUGCCUGAGGUACCAAGACGAAUGCCGAUCCAGACCAUUCCUGAUUGAUAAGCGACAGGAAGCACGCCAUUCCGGGCCGCCGCUUUAAGCAUGUUUGCCCUGCAGAAGCGGGAGAACCAGAAGUGUCUUCUCACUCAUCUGCCCAUUGAAUCCUCCCAUCAUACUGCUCUGUACUGACCAACCAAACCAUCUCAUUGCCACGCAAUUGUAACCAAACAUGUAUUCUCCUAGCCUGACCAAUCAAUUUAAGAGUCUCCUGCGAGCAUCGCGAGUGACUUGUUUUAAACCAUCAACCGCUCGUCUCUCCCUUUCCUCUGCUAGGAUCUCAUCUAGAGCAAUCGCAUCUACUACCUCCCUUCGGCCCUCCGUCGGCACACACUUCAAUCUCACUCGACGAGCUUUUUCCUCUACCCCCACCGUUCGAUUCACACCUUCAUCCACCAUGUCUGAGGGCAACGUUGUGACGAUCAAGACCGAGCAGGAGUUCAGGGAGAAGGUCGAACAAGCCUCUGGCCCUGUCGUUCUCGACUGCUUCGCCGAGUGGUGCGGUCCUUGCAAGGCCAUUGCCCCUAAGCUCGCUCAGUUCAGCGUGCAGUACCCUGAUGCAAAGUUCUACAAGAUCGAUGUCGACGAGCUCUCCAAUGUCGCUGGCGAGCUUGGUGUCCGUGCCAUGCCCACUUUCAUACUCUUCAAGGAUGGCAAGAAGGUGUCCGAUGUCGUUGGCGCCAACCCCCCCGCCCUUGAGGCCGGUAUCAAGUCUCUGAUUGCAUGAUUAACAUUUAACUUGGGGUUGAGGGUGGCAUUUGCUUUUCUAUGUUAGUCCCGAAGGGAAUGUGGCACUACCGUUUAUAUCCAUCCUUAUAUGGCAUAAUAUUGAACUUUGUCGUUAUCGUGAUUGAAAUAUGGCAUUCCAUAUCGAGAGUAAGAAGCCCUCAAGAGUGAUGUAAUUCUGGGCUUCUAGUUCGGGACCGUGGAACCCUAUAUGGUAUUCCUGGUCGCACCAUAUAGGACUCAUACCAGAGGUCUAGGUCCCAUACAAGGAAGGCCCGAGAUAAUUAUAGAACUAAAGAUGAC
Molecule: messenger RNA, 1371 nt
Organism: Aspergillus pseudonomiae
Lineage: Eukaryota; Fungi; Ascomycota; Eurotiomycetes; Eurotiales; Aspergillaceae
Product: thioredoxin family protein
Exons: 3
Coding region: 515-1069 (184 amino acids)
Source: RefSeq, a predicted model, not a curated record